This is a messenger RNA of Aspergillus uvarum CBS 121591, 1560 nucleotides long. RefSeq names its product aminoglycoside phosphotransferase family protein. The transcript is spliced from 5 exons. The record is from RefSeq and is a predicted model, not a curated record. Gene Ontology annotation, cellular component: mitochondrion. Lineage: Eukaryota; Fungi; Ascomycota; Eurotiomycetes; Eurotiales; Aspergillaceae. Bases 1 to 1560 code for a protein of 519 amino acids.
AUGCCACAGCCUGACGCGGAUCUUUUCCGAUAUACCAGUGGCCGUUGGCUAUGGAAUGAAGAGCAGCAACUGCGAGACCGGUUCUCACCUUUCAAUGUGCUUGAGCUGCAAAGAAUCGCAGCGCAGAGUGUUGGAGCAGAUACGUGCACUGCAAUCAAAAAGCUGGCAGAAGGAUCUUUCAACAAAACCUUCAGGCUUGAGAUGGGUAAUGGAUUAUCCGUGAUUGCAAGAAUACCCCAUUCUAUUGCUGGGCCUAGACACUACACUACAGCCUCUGAAGUCGCAACCAUGGAGUUUGCCCGCACAAUCCUCGGGAUACCAACACCUCAAGUGUAUGCUUGGAAUGCAGAUGUGAAUAACUCUGUCGGUUCUGAGUAUAUCAUCAUGGAGGAAGCCCCCGGUACAAAGCUGGAAGAUUUAUGGGAUAUUUUUUCUCUCGAAGAGAAGAUAGAGGUCAUGAAGGACCUAGUCCAACUAGAGAAAAAAAUGCUUCAAGCGCCACUAAAUAACUAUGGGAGUUUGUACUAUGCUGGCGCUGAUAUAAGAGACGCCGUGCCAGCAGAUACCUCUGCAGAAAUAUCUUCUGAGCUCAAAGACAAGAUACGCCGUCGUUUUGUCAUCGGUCCAAUCGCAGAAAGACACUAUUGGUCCAAAGAACGUGCAGAGAUGGCGUUGGACCGAGGACCAUGGAAACAACCACAGGAUUAUGUGCUCUCCCUAGCUCACCGAGAAGAGGCAUGGAUUCAGCAGUACGCAACUCCAAGAGCCGAAGAGGACCCGCUGGUGACCUCAGCAACGCAAAAUUCUCCUAACAGCCACAUUUCUCUGCUGCGGAAAUAUCGUAAAGUUGCUCCUUAUUUACUUCCAAACGAUCCUAUCGUGGUUGCACCAUACAUAUGGCAUACCGAUUUACACGCUGGAAAUAUUUUUGUCUGUGAUGGUAAAAUUUCGAGCGUUAUAGACUGGCAAGGGCUCUGGGCAGCACCAUUGAUCCUUCAAGCACGUCAUCCAAGACUAGUUGAAUAUAGUGGUGAAGUCAUUUUGAAAGCCCCGGAGAACUUCAAACAGCUUGAUCCAGCGGAGAAGAUUCGGAUCAGAGGCCUCAUGAGUAGCUCGAUACUGCUCUACCUCUACGAAAAGCAGAUUGCUAAAGAGCUUCCCCUUCUCGAUAAAGUCCUCCGAUUUGAUCACGGUAGAACAAGGUGCAAUCCAAUUUUGUUCGUGGGCGACACAUGGGAUGACGAGCUUCUACCCUUGCGGGAAUCUCUAAUCAAGCUUGAGAGAUAUUGGAAUGAAUUAGGGUUUGACAUUCCAUGUCCUAUCCAUUUCACUGAGGAUGAUCUUCGUGUUCAUGCAGAGGAAAGUGACGGGUGGAAUGAUGUGCAGGAUUUCUGGAACUCUGUCGCGAACUUAGUAUCGAGGGAUGGCUGGACCCCGCAUCAUCUAUAUAAUGAUGCCAUUUCUCUGUUUACAGAGCUACGAGAAAUUGGUCUAAAAGCUAUGGUAGGGAAGGAGAGGGAUGUAUUUGAGAUCCAGACACAAUGGGUCAAGAAGCAUUAG